UGAAACGGAGAUUGCGCCGACCGAUGUGCCAUGGCGUGCCAUGGAACUGCAUUCAGUGAUCACAUCUCCUGCAACGAUCUUGGCCACCUACAAAGAUGUCCUCAUUUGUGUUGUUGCGUCUGCGCUGGCGGGAGUCGGUGUGGGCUUCUUUGGUUGCCUCUUGUCCUCAGCUGACAAGCAGCGGCAGCUGAAUGGAGGCAAACACACAGAGCGCAGCCGCAUCCGCUUCAUACUGGGGGCGAUAGGCUCCACCAUCUUUGGUGUGCUGUCACUGGUCGGCCUUGCGUACGGGCCGGUUGCGCUGGUGGUGGUGGUGCGUGCGGGAGCCACACUCCCUGCGAAUGCACUCUUCAGCCAGGUCUUUCAUCUUCGGCCCUUGACAUCCAGCGAUGCGUUGGGGACAUUGGUCACGCUUUCAGGUGUGGUGUGCUUCACCCUCUUCCAGGGUGACCCGGGCCCAGAGGUGACCGUCUCCGUCUUCAUGGACGUCGUGGCGAGACCCGUAUCAAUUGCCUGGAACACCGUCCUGGUGGUAGCAACCCUUGCGGCUGUUCUCUAUAUGAUGAAAGAGCGCAUUCAAAAACGGAGCUGCCUGCUUCGCCGCUCCAGAAGACUGAACUCAUCAGGUCUUUGGCCAAACUUCCAUCAUGGCCGUUUCUGGAGGAAGAAAGCUCAACCGCAAGAAGGCGAGAGAGAGGAGAGAGAGGAGGAGAAACCGAUGGAGGCCACUGAUACAAGGAGAAUGUGCAAUCAGGAUCUGAAAGAGGUUUUGGCGGUGUGCAUCGUCACCUCCUGCAGUUCGGCAGAGAUGGACGUGGCGGCCAAGGGUUGGGCCGCCGCCUUGAAACUCGGCCCGGCUGCCGCGCUUGAAUCGGCCCUCUUCUGGAUUUCCGUCGUCGUGAAUGUCAUCUUUCUAGUUGGGAUGCGAGUUGGGACGAUCAUCGGUUGCCACCGAUGCGACGUGCUCCUCUUCAUUCCCAUCAGCACAGUGCUGAACAUCUUUGUGAGUGUGGCGACUGGCCUGGUUGUGUUGGAAGAGUGGCAGCAAGUCGACUCCUGGACGGGCUUGGCCUCCAGUUCCCUCACCGUGCUGGGUGGCAUCAUCAUGCUCGUGACCGGGCCUGCAGAGGCCGAAGCGUCAAGGGUGGAGUCCUCGGAAGAGGAGAGCGAAACAGUGGAGGAGGAAUCGACAAGCGAGGAGGAGGCUGAAUGCGGUGCAGUGCUUUGCGGUGCAGUGGAGGUGGACACAGACGAGGAGGGCCAGCAAAGGUCUGGCACCGUGAGCGUGUCCGAGCUGCUUGUGACCACCAAGAUGCACGCCUUGGCUAACAUGAACCUCAAUCACUCACGGGCAGCCUGGUCCAAGACACAGCGAGCUCAUGGCCCACUUAUUCGAGAAAGCGCCCGCUGGUCUUCAGCGCCGAACCUUCAAAACCUGCUGCCCCCGGCCGCAUCGAUGCAUGCAGUUCCUAUGUUCUCCUUUGUUCUCCUUUGUUCUCCUUAUAUGAGCUAGCUUUUCAUAUGUCGCCUUGCAGUGCAGUUUGCCUCCCGAGUGUUUGAAUUUUGCGCUCGAGGAGUCCAGCUCCACGGACUGAGCCGCUUGGAACGCUUGGAAUCUUAGCGACUUGAUGACUCCAGUGCGCUCAGGCCAACGCCCGGUUAAUGAGCACUUGAGUCGGAACCGUACCAUAGUCAGUCCAGCAGCUGACUGCACUGCUUAUGUGGCAUGGUAAAAGAGAUGCAUAGAUAUGCAUCGAUAUGGACGGAUAUUCACGACUCGCGGAUGUCCGUGGUCAACGACUUCGUGACACCCGGCUCAAGCAAUUAUUAAGCAG
Messenger RNA from Effrenium voratum, 1835 nucleotides. NCBI's taxonomy places the organism in Eukaryota, Dinophyceae, Suessiales, Symbiodiniaceae. The record is from the annotation of a GenBank genome assembly.